Messenger RNA from Labrus bergylta (ballan wrasse), 4992 nucleotides. RefSeq names its product monoacylglycerol lipase ABHD2. Gene Ontology annotation, molecular function: acetylesterase activity; monoacylglycerol lipase activity. Lineage: Eukaryota; Metazoa; Chordata; Actinopteri; Labriformes; Labridae. The record is from RefSeq and is a predicted model, not a curated record. Gene Ontology annotation, cellular component: sperm plasma membrane; sperm flagellum. Gene Ontology annotation, biological process: steroid hormone receptor signaling pathway; acylglycerol catabolic process; sperm capacitation.
GUAGAUAAUGUCAGAGCUGCUGUCGCUUGUCUCGGCUAGGCUAGCUUCGACUCUGUGAAAAGAAGAGGGCGUCCUACACUUCGGAGGAAAACUAAAUAAACAAACAAACGAAAUGUCACGAAUAUAAAAAAUAAAAUAAAAAAGACCUGUCGCUUUAUAAGCAGCAAGGAGCUUAUUAAUUUCCCUCAUAGCCAAGGUUUGACCACAACACUGUGACGUCCCAUUUCAGGUCUUCAGUCUUUUUUGGGGGCUAACUUGAGCAUCAAAGCAGAUCUGUAUCUGCAGGGCAUUGGUCACCAGGAGGGAUAUUUAGAAUAAUCAUGAACGCCCACAAGUCAGACGUGCACACGAUCUCCCCAGAGCUGCCGGCCAUGUUCGACGGCAUGAAGCUGGCUGCGGUUGCCACGGUGCUCUACAUCAUUGUCCGCUGCCUGAACCUCAAGAGCCCCACAGCACCGCCCGACCUCACCUACCAGGACACUCCUCUCAACCGGUUCCUGCUCAAGUCCUGUCCUCAACUGACCAAAGAGUACAUUCCUCCCUUACUGUGGGGCAAGAGCGGUCACCUCCAGACGGCUCUGUACGGUAAACUUGGUCGGGUGAGUUCACCUCACCCUAGUGGAAUCAGGAAGUACUUACCCAUGCAGGACGGGGCCACUGCAACCUUUGACCUGUUUGAGCCAGUUGGGGACCAUCGAACAGGAGAUGACAUCACCAUGGUGAUAUGUCCUGGAAUUGGUAACCAUAGUGAGAAACAUUACGUUCGAACCUUUGUGGAUUACGCCCAGAAGGAAGGGUACCGCUGCGCUGUGCUGAACCACCUGGGAGCUCUUCCAAACAUUGAGCUGACCUCUCCACGCAUGUUUACCUACGGAUGCACAUGGGAGUUUGCCUCCAUGGUUGGCUACAUUAAGCGAACAUAUCCUCAGACCCAGCUGAUCGUGGUGGGCUUCAGUCUGGGUGGAAACAUUGUUUGCAAGUUCCUGGGAGAGAAUAUGACAAACCAGGAGCGAGUGCUGUGUUGUGUCAGCGUCUGUCAGGGGUACAGCGCUCUCAGGGCCCAGGAAACAUUCCUACAGUGGGACCAGUUCAGACGGUUCUAUAAUUUUCUCAUGGCAGACAACAUGAAGAAAAUCAUCCUCUCACACAGGCACAGUUUGUUUGGAGGAAGCUCCGUUAAAAGGUUAGAUGCAGAUUUUGGUCGGCUGUGGACAGCAACGUCCCUCAUGCAGAUCGACGACAACAUCAUGAGAAAAUUCCACGGCCACAGCUCUCUCAAAGAGUACUAUGAGAAGGAGAGUUGUGUCCAUUAUAUCCACAAUGUAAAGGUGCCAUUGCUGCUAGUGAACUCUGCAGACGAUCCUCUGGUCCAUGACUCACUGCUCACCAUUCCCAGGACAUUAGCAGCAAAGAAGCAGAAUGUCAUCUUUUCCCUGACGCUACACGGAGGCCACCUGGGCUUCUUCGAGGGUGCGGUGCUCUUCCCCCAGCCCCUCACCUGGAUGGACAAAGUGAUUGUGGGUUACGCCAAUUCCAUGUGCCAGUGGGAGAAACAGAAACCACCGUGCCUAAGUGGCCCCCUAAGUGAGAGCUCCUGCACAGAGGAAAAAGCAUAAACCUUUGUGUCACUCUCUCUCUCUCUCCUUCUCUCCCUCUCACCCUCUCCAGCCCCUACAGUCCCAGCACUGAGGAGACACCUGAACUGAACCUUAAACUCUUUUCUCUGCCUUCUCCUCUGGUGCUACCCAAAUUUCCCAUACACACCCACACAAACAAACAAUUCUCCACGCCUUCCCUCCCACGGUUCCCUUUGUAAUCACCGUCACCUUACAGUAUGUGAAGGAACACAAACAACUAACUGCCUUUGUGCUCUUUUCCGUUGGGAAGACUUUGAAUUCAAAGCAGGAACAGUUUCUUUCUCCGCGUGUACACGACAAAGAUCCUUGGCAAAUGGAGGUUUUGACCAAAUAUGACAAACAUUAAGUCAAACUGGCAUUGGAAAGAAAGUGAGAGCACCACUUUAGAGUAGUCCAGUGAAAAACAAGAGCACACAAGAAGCCUCCUUUAACUUUAAACAAGGACUGUGCUGCAGCCGGUGCCUACUUACUGCACCUGUAAGAAGCUCACUGCUUAUCACCGCCAAGGCCAUGUAGCCUAGUCUGUUGUCUUAACCAACACAGCGUCUUUGUAGUAUGUAUGUGUAACUCACAAAUCUAGUGUGUGUGUGUGUGUGUGUGUGUGUGUGUGUGUGUGUGUGUGCCUGUGUAGACCGAGAGUUAAAGACCUGUGAUGGAGCAUGUGAUUUUUGUGUUUGGUAGGUGUGAUCCAAAUUCUCUCUUGGUGGUCUUAUGGCCCCCUUCAUGUCUGUUGUUUUGUAGAAAAAUGUAGAAUAGAGAAAUUAAGUAUUACAGUGGGAUUCGACACAUUAUUUCAGCUCAUAACAUCCUCCUGGCACUUGUGUUUGGCACUUAAAAGGAAAGUGUACCAGACAUGAGCAGGGAUCAACCCCAGAAGGGAACCAUGCACAUUCCCACAGUCGCAUUCUAUCACUUUGAUUUAAUGCACUUUACACCCCCUUUUCCUUUUUUUGUUCCCUUAUUAUUUAAAGCGCAGGCAAGGAGAUUGUUGAUGGUUUACCUCUCCUUGUCACCCAUAGAAAGAACUGGUAGGAGCAUGGAUGAUAACGCAAAGUUAGAUGACUCUGAUGUUCCCUGUGUGGUCUUUUGUCCAUGUCUUUGAGCCCCCUUACUCUUUGAUCUGCCUUUGAUCAGCUGAGGGUCCAGCCACGUCUCUGAUAUCACUCUCCUACUGCACAGACACUGACCUAGUACUAGCUAGCCCCUGAGUGGUUGAGGAUAGCCUCUGCUGCUGCUCAAAGGCUGGUACACAUUAAAAAAAAAAUACCUCAUUAGGUGUUAACAUCUCAGUUCACUUUAGUAUUUUUUCCUUGCCAAUGAUUCUUUGGUGUCUGAUUUGGGGAAAAUGCCCUCGGCUGUUUGGUUGAUGUAGGGCCCUAUUUCAAAGGGAGUUCAGCAGCGUGUAGCAGUUCAUUCUCUCGUUACCUGAGCUGUGAGGUGUGAUGAGUAAGAGUGCUCAGAAAUGCUCAACCAAAUGUUUAUUUUAGUGGAAUGUUUGUCAAAUACUGGUAAUUGUGUAAUAAGAUCGAGGGCAAUGCAUGCAGAAGAGAUUUGGCAAAAGGGAAUAUUUUAUUUUAAAGAUGGUAUCUCUUGUUUUCUUUUCUGGGAUGAGCUGAGCUUUGAAGCUGCAGCAGCACAGCAGGGUGGACUGGAGGAACACUGCAGUGACUUGUAGAAAUCCAUCUCAAACAUGUCUAGAUUAAAUCAUACUGCAAUAAUGGGACCUAUAGACUUUUUAAAAACCGGAAUCUGUCAGAGAGCUUUGAUGUAAGGGCUUAGGAAGCUUCUUCCAGUCCUGCCAAGUAAAUCUGUAUUCUGAAACACUGUGACGAAACAGAUGGAUGGUUUGAAAUGAUGAAAGAAUAUCAGAGAAUUGACAACCACCUCUGUUGUGAGGCAUUUUAGGUUUUUUUCAAGACCUGGGUUUCAUAGUAUUUUGAAGUAGUAGUGAGAUGCAGGAAGUCUAGCAUUCUAGAAAAAGUCAUAUAAUGGACCCCACACUUCCAGAAAACUGUAGAACCGUAAAAUGAUGAGUUGGUAUAAAGAAGGCUCUGAGUCAUCGUGGCUGAAGGAUGAUUUUGAUUUUGAGCAUUCAUAUUUUUUGUUAACCUCUAAAAAAAAAAAAAAAAAAAAUGUGGGAUAAAAUUUGAGAGAAUGAAAUGCUGCAGCUAACAAUGACAAACGACAAAAGACACAAAAGAGCAUCUCAGAACCUAAAGUUACAUCUUCAAUUGCCAAAAACAUUUCCUCUCCUUAGUGGCAAAAACAGGAGCAAAUCUUUGUAUUUAAGAAGACUGAACUAGCAAGCAAACAUUUCACAUUUUUUACUCUGAAUAGAGACAAAAUCAUAUUCUGUCAUUUUUUUCUCUUGAUCAAUAUAUCCAUUAAGUAACUAACCAUUUCAGCACUAACACUUUAUUACACAGAUUAUUAGCAUUUAUGAAAAUUAAUUUGGUUUUACUCUGGCGACACACUUGACACUUGAGACGUAAAUGGCUUAACUUUAUCCUCCCUUUGUGGAGAUUGUUCUGUGAAAAUACAAUUGGGUCCGGUUAUUAAUCACAGCAUGCUGACUCGGCUUUCAUUUAAAAAAAGGGAUUUACCAUACAAUGUAAUCCCUUUUAAACUAAGGAGAUACAGUAUGUAACUUCCUGAUCCAAUCACGAUGCCUCGUUUUCCCCCCAACAUCCAAAUCUGUAAACCUCACUGUAUGAAACUAAUUGGAAUCUUAUUUUUCUAUGGACCUGUUAGGUUAAAAGAAAAUCUGCAUUAAAUUACGAGGCUGACAGCAAAGAUCUACCUUUUAUAGGCUGUCGGUCAUCCUGUGUCCCACAAACCAAAUGUCACUAUCGCCAUCUGUUGUCAGAAAGACCUAACAACAACUGCCAGGCAUUUAUGGCCAACAUCUGCCCUGAGAUGAUACAGUUCACGGUUCAGUGUCCGCAGCUCUCUGUUAAAGAAAGAUCAGGUGUGGUUUGGAUUUAUUCUGACUCAUAGGAGAAAUGAGCUGAACAAUGACAACACCAGCACAAACCCAGUGUCCGCAGUGAGAGCCAUUUGUGUUCUUUUUCUUUUUUUUUAGAUGUUUGCCUCCCCCCAACUUUGCACAAAAAUGCAGGUUUGGAUGUAUAAUUUGGAUGUAUUUUUUUACAUUUGAUUAUUUGGGGUAUCUUUUUUGUAUUUUGUACUGUUAUGCAUUUUGGGUCUUGUAUUAUUUACAUGUGCAAACGCAUCAGAGUGUGAGUGUUGAUGAGUAAACAUACAGUAAGUGUAUACUGUGUCAUGUCACCACUUCUGAUCAACAAAAACCAAAACGUCUUCACUUUAACUCUACAAAGUCUAAAAAAAAAAAAAA